Messenger RNA from Parnassius apollo (apollo), 1629 nucleotides. The record is from the annotation of a GenBank genome assembly. NCBI's taxonomy places the organism in Eukaryota, Metazoa, Arthropoda, Insecta, Lepidoptera, Papilionidae.
AUGGAAUUGUGUGUGCGUAUGCAGUUUUUGUUAAUUGGACUUUUGUUACAAUUAGGAAUUUGCUCUAACAAAAUGCAGCGAUAUAAUCCUAACACAGAUUUUUUACUCCACGAAGCUGGAGGAAUCACAACAGCUCCAAAAAGAGAUUAUGUUGCAGAAUUCCCUUCGCUAAAGCCAUCAACAACAACGCUACAACAAUCAAGAACAACGCAAAAUUUAAACAGUAAUUCUGGGACAACCUUGAAACCUCAGUCACCAAAGAGGGAUUAUGUGGCUCCCCAGUUCCCGUCUUCUAAACAAACGCCAGCAAAUACUCAUAAAACAACUUCACCUCAGAAUAUUACUCCUAACCAUAAUGCUUUAGGUCCCACACUCAAACCACCAUCUUCACCAAAAAGAGAUUACGUCGCGCCACAAUUCCCAACUCUCGAACCAAUACAAGAUAGUAAUAAAAAAUUUACAACUAAUGUUAAGGAUCUCAUAAACUUUUACGAUAAUAUUAACAAGGAUAAUAAUAACAAUCCAAGAAAACCAAGUUACAGUUCCAUACUACAAGGAUCAACCGCUGUAACACCGAGCACGCCAUUAGCAACCCCUUUAACACAAAAAACUACACCAACUACUAAAAAACCUAUGAGCUUUAGUUCGGUGGUAGCUGGCACAUCAAAACACACAACAAUAAAUCCCACACAAGCCACGCCACAUGUUCAAAAACCAACUAUACCAAAUAGUGGUAUAAAUACUCAACCGACUGGUCGCCCUGUAUUGCCAAGUUCCAUAUUAAAUAACAAUGAAAAUACAAAUCAAGCCAGCGGGUCCAACAUAGCUAGUGAUUCAGAAUUGCAAGCUCUCAGUGAAGAAUUGUUGAGGAAGGAUAUAAAUAAUGCCGCCAAAUACGUAACAAUUAACUAUCAGGGCAAGACAACAUCUCAAUCCAAGGAAGAUAAUGCUCCGCAACCAUUACUCACCAUAGCGUCUGAAGCUUGGAAUAUUCCAACUAUUCAAAAGUUUGUUCCGUUGCUGGAUAACUACGAAAGAGAUACGAUGAUUAAUGAAUAUGUAACGGCACAGGAAAGAAUUGAAGAAAACGCCUUUAUGGACGCUAUCAUGUCAACAACAGUCAUACGUCACUUGAUGAAUUUCUUUAAGGAGAAAGGUUAUGUUACACCAGAUCCUAGACAACAGAGAGAUUUUUUGAAACAAUUAUGGUUUGGUUUAUAUUCUAGAGGCAAAGGUAAAAUUAGUAGCUCCGGUUUCGAACACGUAUUUGUGUCAGAACUCAAAAAUAGUGAAGUGUCAGGAUUACAUAAUUGGAUAUAUUUUUCAAAAGAAGAAACAGCUAACCGAGUAAAUUAUUUAGGGUAUCUAAAAUACGUCCAAAUAAACGACAAAGGGGUCGUCAUUAAAUUUCAUUUUAAUCAACAAGGAGUCGAUAAACCAGUGGACAGUAUGUUUAUUGGCACGUCCCCAGAAUUAGAAAUAGCGUUAUACACUCUGUGUUUCGUUACCCGUGUUGGAGAAGAUUGCCGCUUGAAGCUUGGCAAUAAAGACGUCAAUAUUUUAACCCACAAUUUCAGAUAUCGAACUUUCGAGUUGGAUAUGAUUAGAGAUGGAGAGAGUAUAAGAUAA